GUGAACGCACGUUUUAUCGUCAAUGCAAUGCUAUCAUUUCACGUGUAUGUGCAUACAACAUGCGCAUCACAAAUGCAGUAGAAUCAGUAAAGUGACGUUUGAUGUAUGUAUGAGAAGCAUGCUUUCAUAUUGUUAAAACAAUAAUAUACGAUCAAAAUGACAUUUCUUUUGAUCGUUAAGAAUUUCUAAUUUACAUCUAAGUUUACGUAGUAAACUAAUUGCCGAUAUUUGACAAUAAUCUGAAUUAAUAAUGCAAUGACGGUCUCAAAUCCUCUCAUUAAAGAAUUGAAAGGGUGGACAAGAAAAUUAACUGAAAGUAACAUCGGGAUUGAUGAAGAAAAUGAAGAUCUGCUUUUCUUUUUCAAAAGUUUAGAAAAAUGUUUUCAAAAAGGUAUACUGAUGCGUUUAAAUCCUAUAAGUUUUCCAAAAUUACCUGAUGCUUGGUAUUGGAUGGAAGAAAUCGCAGAAAAACAUUUUAGUUCCUCUUGUACUUACUCUUUGGUAGUUGAACAAGUCAAACAAAAUUCAAAAGUAUAUACACCUACUGGACGUCUUAGGCUUUUAAUUAAAACAUGUUUGAUGCGAAAGUGCCUUCAUAUGCCAGUUGAAAUGCUAGUCAGAACACCAUUAAUGGCUACUGAUUAUUAUGAUAGAAACAGUAUUCUGGGAGAUAAUAUUCUUGGAGAGAUAUUUUUAUCAGUAUUAUUGCAAAGCAGUAAAUUAAAUUUUAAAUUAGAUUUACGAAAUUGUAGUUUUUUGGAUGAGACUUGGCAAUUACCAGAAUGUUUGGCCUUAGAAUUAGUACCAUGUAAAAAUUUAGGUAUUUCUGUAUGUUUUACCAAAGGAAGGGCUUUAAUUAUUAAUUUGGAUAAAAACUCUGUAGCUGCAGAGGAUGAUAAAGUUGAAAUUGGAGAUAUAUUAGAUGAAAUAAAUGGAAAUGCUAUAACAUCAAAUACCAAAGGACAGUUACGUAAAUUUAUGAGAAAAACUAUGGGUCUGCCUGUGUCUUUAUAUGUAAUCAAACAUCGCAAUAAAAAGACCUGCGAGUUAUAUGCACCAAUUGUUCAUCUUAUAAAAAGCUCAGGCAUUGAGGGGUUGAAAAAAAUCUUAAAAAGAUUCAAUUCCGAAAUGGAUGAUGAAAAAAUUGAAAUGAUCAAGCCAGAAAAUCAACUAAAUGCUGGAUUUUCUGUGAAAUAUUGUGGUUCAAUAUAUGUUGGUACAAAAGGCGAUGUUAAACAAAUAGAAAGGGCAAUUUUGCAAAUACUAAAAUCAGAAGAAAUGAAAUCAGUGCCUGUGAAAUUUGAAUGUUUAGAACUAGGAAUUAGAGUGACUCAGGACUUAGAUGAUACAGUAAUAUGUAAACAGAGUUACAUGGAAAUCUCAUCUUGUGGUCGUACUGGAAACAUUCCAAAUUAUUUUGCAUUUAUUGCAGGAGAUACUAAUUGCAAUGUAGCUACAAAAUUUGAUGCAUACAUCUUUUAUCACGAGAAUGAGAGCGAAGUACAAACGAUAUUGCAAAGUUUGGGUCAAGGAUUCCAACGCACUCAUUUCGCAGUUUAAUUUUCUAUAAAAUUAUUCCAUGACAAUGAAAA
Frieseomelitta varia is the source of this 1592-nucleotide messenger RNA. RefSeq lists its product as uncharacterized. The transcript has 9 exons. The record is from RefSeq and is a predicted model, not a curated record. The coding region runs from base 256 to 1560 and encodes 434 amino acids. Lineage: Eukaryota; Metazoa; Arthropoda; Insecta; Hymenoptera; Apidae. Gene Ontology annotation, molecular function: protein binding.